Molecule: messenger RNA, 696 nt
Organism: Pyricularia oryzae 70-15
Lineage: Eukaryota; Fungi; Ascomycota; Sordariomycetes; Magnaporthales; Pyriculariaceae
Exons: 2
Coding region: 1-696 (231 amino acids)
Source: RefSeq, a predicted model, not a curated record
AUGUCACAACUUUGCACAAACCGGCCAGAAGGCAUUAACGCAGUCUCGGGCAUUUCGAGGCCUCUGCCGACGCAAUGCUUCUUCGACACCAUCCUGAUGCCACUACCUACAUGGCUACUCAUAACGGCACUGCUGCUGCUGGCCAUCGUCUUUCCCGCAACCGAGCAGACGGGCCGUCCAAGAGCCGGCAACCCGAGGCAGUUGGUGCGGCGCGGGACACUAGGCGUCUACUACUUCUUCGCCGUCGCCGCCGUGGGCAUGCAGCUGCUCGAGGUGGGCCGCUUGGUCGCCGCAAACCUGGGCGUCGCACUGCUGCCUUUCGCCACGGUGGGCACGCUCCUGGUUGUCACCGUCCGCGGCCUGAGCGAUCAGACCCUACCUCUGCAGCGGAGCGCCGCCAUGGCUACUUCAGUAGUGUUUUGGACGCUGGGGAUGUGUAUGGCGGCCGUCAAGGUGGCGGCGCUGACGCGGUUCAUGGGCGAUCCCGAGGAGGACGGGGUCAGCCCCCAGGCCCGGCAGUCCACGGCGUACCCGGUCGUGGACCAGAUCAUCGACAAUGCCGUCCUCGUGGGCCUCUACGCCCUCCUGGCGGCACUGGAGCCCGUCAUGUACUUUGUGCUGCUGCCCGUGGUUGGGAUCGGCGGCAAGGGCGGAAAGGGUGUGAGUGGGGCGCACAUUGAGCUCGCGGACAAGUGA